Molecule: messenger RNA, 1345 nt
Organism: Hyaloscypha bicolor E
Lineage: Eukaryota; Fungi; Ascomycota; Leotiomycetes; Helotiales; Hyaloscyphaceae
Exons: 4
Coding region: 190-1242 (350 amino acids)
Biological process (GO): inositol phosphate biosynthetic process
Cellular component (GO): nucleus
Molecular function (GO): ATP binding; inositol-1,3,4,5,6-pentakisphosphate 2-kinase activity
Source: RefSeq, a predicted model, not a curated record
CGUCUGACGUCUGACGUCUCACGUCAACACGUCAACACGUCAACACGUCAACACGUCAACACGUCAACACGUCAACACGUCAACACGUCAACACGUCAACACGUCAACACGUCAACACGUCAACACGCCAACACGUCAACACGUCAAUACAACAACACUGCAGGUGGUAGACUUCAACCGCAGACAGCAAUGGACGCUGAGCAGAUUCCGCGCAUCCCUCAGAGUGCUUGCUUACAUUAUCUAAAUGAGGGAGCUGCGAACAUCGUUUACACAAUCGAAGUCACUGCCCCAACACCACCAGGGAGUAUUCUUGAGGCAUACGGCCCAGGCACACCGCCACCAGAAGUAAUAGAGAGUUAUCUCGAUCAAGAAUUUGACGAUCCUAAGGAUUUGGAGGCGGUUGAGAACAAAUUGCUCCGUUUGAGGAAGGACCUCCCUACAACCCUUCCUGUUGCAAGAUCUCAAGAAGCUUGGGUCCGAGUCAUCGAGCCUUUGUUUUUGCCGGACCAAGUCGUCCGCCAAUCCUUGAAUCACCCAACAGAAUAUAAGAACCCCCGACCGUCCAGACGCAAAGGCGCCUAUCUUGCAAACGAUGAAUUCGGACUUCUGAUCACCGACAUGAGUUCUUCAGGGGAGAUAGUGAUUGAGUUCAAACCAAAAUGGCUCGCUCAAUCUCCGUCGGCCCCCAAAAAUGCGGUCCGCUGCCGCCAAUGUGCUCGAUUCGCCCGUACCAACGCAGACCUCGCCCGCAAAGGCGACCCUUUGCAGAAAUCCUGGUGUCCCCUCGAUCUCAAUAUCCACGACGGUCUUCAACUUGCCAAAGCCAUCUGGACACCAGAGACAUUCGAGGAGAUGUUUCCUCGCUUCUCAUCAUGGCUCUCGGGCAACACCCUCCUCCCUCGCCUUCGCCAGCUACAAAUAGAGCUUGAUCCGGUAGGUGUUCUGGAAAACGACAAGAAUGAUGAGCAAUUCCGUGCAGCGAUGACUCUCAGAGAUUGCACUGUGUUUGUUCGGUUCCCUGAGAACGCCGAAGACGAUCAAUAUGGAAUUGAAGCGCGUAUUGGUGAUCUGGAUUUGAAAAAUCCGAAUAAGGCGCAGUAUUGGAAGGACACGGAGAAUGCAUUGAUUGAAGAAGGGUGGUAUACUGGGACGGAGAAGAAAGAGGAUCGCCAACCAUUGACUUGUCAGCUUUCGCCGAAACUUGAAGAUGCCAUGAGAGAAAUGCUCUUGUCGAACAGCUGAGGAGCGAAUUUCAUCCUGGGAUGUGCAUCAGCGCGAUGCAUCAUGUAAUUUCGAGGUUGACUGACGUCCGCUCUCCUCCAUUGGAGAUACCCUAUUAUUGCUC